This is a messenger RNA of Trichosporon asahii var. asahii CBS 2479, 1038 nucleotides long. RefSeq lists its product as uncharacterized. The record is from RefSeq and is a predicted model, not a curated record. The coding region runs from base 1 to 1038 and encodes 345 amino acids. Gene Ontology annotation, molecular function: lipase activity. The transcript has 2 exons. Gene Ontology annotation, biological process: lipid storage. Lineage: Eukaryota; Fungi; Basidiomycota; Tremellomycetes; Trichosporonales; Trichosporonaceae. Gene Ontology annotation, cellular component: lipid droplet.
AUGGACCCCCGCCUUGCCUUUAUGCGCUCGGCCAAGCCCGUCGUCGCCGCCGGAACGAAGACGGUGCCGAUCCGCCAGACCUUCUCGAGCUCGACACCGCGGGACAACACCGUCUCGGUCCUGUACUAUCCUCCGAAGCGGGGGACGGAGCAGGCGCCGGACCAGGUGACGCUCUUCCUUCCAGGCAAUCCCGGCACACCGGAAUACUACCUCUACUUCCUUGGACAUCUGCACUCGAACCUGCCCGACGGGCAUGCCCUGCUGGCGGCGUCUCAUGUCGGCGGCGAUGCCGCGCAACCCCACCCGAAGAAACCUUUCGACCUGCCGGACCAGAUCGCGAGUAAGAUCGAGAUGGUGAACGCUUUGCAGUCGUCACUCGACGCGUGGGCGUCGCCAGGACAGAAGCCCAAGGUGGCGCUGGCCGGGCACAGCGCUGGGACAUGGGUGAUCUGCGAGAUAAUGAAGAAGAUCAAGGUGCACGCCGCGUACCUGACCUUCCCGACGUUGGGCUGGAUUGCCUGGUCGUACAACGGGUGGACGAUGUGGCCCAUGUUCCACUUCCCCAUCUUGCAGAUCAUCCCGUACACGUCGUACAUUGCGCGGCACCUGCUGCCGUACUACCGCCUGCCGAAGCCGUCGCAGGAGCUCGUCAAGUCGCCCGAGACGCUGCGCGAUGUUCUCGCCAUGGCGGUCAGCGAGAUGAAGCUCAUCCGCGAGCCAGACUACGAGUGGUUCCUGAAGCAGCGUGACCUGCCGUACGGAGAGGGCGUGCACGGCGUCUGGAGCGAGGGCACCCUCGACGGCUGGGUCGGCAAGGAGGCCCCGCUCAUUCGCGACUGUCUCGGCAAGGACCGCGCUGUGACAGUCGACAUCCCGCAUGCUUUCUGUCUCAGCGAGCGCAAGUCCAAGCGCGUUGCCGACAUCGUCCUGGGAUGGAUGACGGACAAGCCCUCCAAGACCGUCGCUGCUGUCAAGUCAGCCAACGUCCACGACGGCACCGACACGCCCGAGUACCCCGAGUCCGAGAUGAUCAUGUAG